Messenger RNA from Penicillium alfredii, 1746 nucleotides. Its product is annotated as WD40 repeat domain-containing protein. Gene Ontology annotation, biological process: positive regulation of anaphase-promoting complex-dependent catabolic process; anaphase-promoting complex-dependent catabolic process; positive regulation of ubiquitin protein ligase activity. Lineage: Eukaryota; Fungi; Ascomycota; Eurotiomycetes; Eurotiales; Aspergillaceae. Gene Ontology annotation, molecular function: protein binding; ubiquitin ligase activator activity; anaphase-promoting complex binding. The record is from RefSeq and is a predicted model, not a curated record. Gene Ontology annotation, cellular component: anaphase-promoting complex. The transcript has 5 exons. Bases 1 to 1746 code for a protein of 581 amino acids.
AUGGGGGAUCGACCGCAGCCAGGGCAGGAUGUGAAUGGGACAACCGCGCAGGGCAAUGGGCCAUCACAGGCAUCGACGAUUGCAUCCCCACCCGGAUCCAAAACCCCGCCGAGCAUGCCGACUAAAAGAACCAUGAUUUUCCAUGAUAACUCGGGCAAUCGCCAAAGACCGCAGGGUGAUUCAGAGCCAGUCGAUGCCUCAGCCCUCGGUAAAGCGCUGAAGAGUUAUGAGGAGGCAGGGCAACGCCGAGACAGGACUCCAGGGACGAGUCCAUGUCGCAAGAGACAGCGGGUGUAUGGGGACCGAUUCAUACCAAACCGCGACGGGCAAGAUCUCCAAGCCACUUUCAGUUUGCUGCAUGAGGAUGGCUGCCCCUCGACCCCGUCGAAGAGCAAGCGGCGCGCCCCGCACUCCGAGUUACAAUUUCAAAAGAAAGAGGAGGCCAAUCGAACAUUCUCUCGCGUUUUGCGUAGUGAACUGUUUGGCAACACUAUUCCCCAACCUGAUCUUACUGCGACUUCAUCGAGCUUGACCAACGGGAUCAAUGACAAAACUCGAUCCCAUACACCCCACUCUCACACAAUGAUCGACCUUCCCCCCGCGAGCAUCACCCCCUCGACUCCCCACAGGAACCUAUUCAACUAUGGUCCCACCCGCCCUGGUUCUGCCCACCCCACUCCCUCCAAGACCCCCGGAGCGCACAUGCUCUACAGUCUUUCCCCAAUUCGCUACGAUAGCCAGCGGAUUCUGGAGACCCCGCGCAAACAGCCUCGUUAUGUGAACAAGGUGCCAUACAAGGUCUUGGAUGCUCCUGAUCUGCAGGAUGACUUCUAUCUGAACCUUGUGGAUUGGGGCAGUAGUCAUGUUCUUGGAGUCGGGCUCGCCAACUCGGUGUACAUGUGGAAUUCCAACACUGGCCGGGUCACCAAACUGUGUGAGCUCAAGGAUGAUACUGUCACCAGUGUGAGCUGGAUCCAGAGGGGAACACAUCUUUCAAUUGGCACGGGUAGAGGUAUGGUUCAGAUUUGGGAUGCAGAGCAUUGUCGUCGACUUCGGACCAUGACUGGUCACACCAACCGAGUUGGCGCUUUGGCGUGGAAUGACCACAUUCUUACCUCAGGGUCCCGAGACCGACUUAUCUACCAUCGUGAUGUCCGGUCUCCCGACCAGUGGCUGCGUCAGCUUUCCGGCCAUAAACAGGAAGUUUGCGGUCUCAAAUGGAACACGAACGAUGGCCAGCUUGCAUCCGGCGGUAACGACAACAAAUUGAUGGUGUGGGACAAGUUGAAUGAGGCUCCCCUCUACCGCUUCUCCGAUCACAGCGCUGCGGUCAAGGCAAUCGCCUGGUCCCCUCACCAAAGCCAUCUCCUUGCUUCGGGUGGAGGCACGGCAGAUCGUACCAUCAAGUUCUGGAAUACCUCUACGGGUGCGCUGAUCAAGGAUGUCGACACCGGUAGCCAGGUCUGCAAUCUGUCAUGGUCUAAGAAUUCCAACGAGAUCAUCAGCACACACGGAUACAGUCAAAACCAGAUCGUCAUCUGGAAGUACCCACGCAUGGAGCAAAUCGUGUCCCUGACCGGCCAUACGUUCCGUGUGUUGUACUUGGCCAUGAGUCCAGACGGCCAGACCGUUGUAACGGGGGCUGGCGAUGAGACGCUCCGGUUCUGGAAAAUCUUUGACAAAAACGCUUCCAGAGACACUCGUCGCGAGGGCAGCCAAUUGGUCGAAUGGGGCACCAUUCGCUAA